UUCUGAAGGCUCAGCAACCUGCAGCUGCCAUUGAGAGAGAGAGAGAGAGAGAGAGAGAGAGUAGAGACAAGAGGAGGCCGUUCUUAGACGGCCAAUCAGAUCAAGCAAGUUUCUUAUAAUUUUUUUGGGUUAUUAAGAUUUUAGAUUAGAGGCCGGCGGCCAUCUCCGCUCUCGUUCGUCUCCCUCUUCAUCUCUCUCGUUGCUUCCCUCCUCUGCUGCAUUUGGCGCCAGCCCUGAGCUCCAAACACCAACCACCUCUGCCGCCCCAUCACCACCUCCGCUCUUUAAAACGGCCGCCUCCGUUAACGCCACCGUAGUUGGCCACCCACCCACUCCCCUCCCCUCCCUCGUCAUCCCUCCUCCGUCGCCUCCACGCUGAGCUCGUGCUCCAUCCAUCCAUCCACCCAUGGCGAAGCCUCGCAAGAACACCGCCGCCACCACCAACACCGGCAGCCGCGGCAGAGGUGCAGUGGCGGCGGCGGCGGUGAAGCCGAAGCGCACGCGGAAGAGCGUCCCCCGCGAGUCCCCCUCCCAGCGCAGCUCCGUCUACCGCGGCGUCACCAGGCACCGGUGGACGGGGCGGUUCGAGGCGCACCUGUGGGACAAGAACAGCUGGAACGAGUCCCAGAACAAGAAGGGCAAGCAAGUUUACCUCGGGGCGUAUGACGACGAGGAGGCAGCGGGGAGGGCGUACGAUCUGGCGGCAUUGAAGUACUGGGGCCCCGACACCAUCCUCAACUUCCCGUUAUCUGCGUACGACGAUGAGCUGAAAGAAAUGGAGGGGCAAUCAAGGGAAGAGUAUAUUGGAUCCCUAAGGAGGAAAAGCAGUGGGUUCUCAAGAGGAGUAUCGAAGUACCGAGGCGUUGCAAGACACCAUCACAAUGGGAGAUGGGAGGCCCGGAUUGGCCGUGUUUUUGGCAACAAGUACCUCUAUCUCGGUACUUACGCGACGCAGGAGGAGGCGGCAAUGGCGUACGACAUGGCGGCGAUCGAGUACCGGGGCUUGAACGCCGUCACCAACUUCGACCUCAGCCGGUACAUCAAGUGGCUCCGGCCCGGCGCCGACGGCGGCGUGGGUGCCGCCCAGAAUCCUCACCCGAUGCUGGGAGGCCUGUCGGCGGUCGACCUCGACGCCAUGGCGUCGUCGUUCCAGCACGAUGGCCAUGGCGCGGCGGCGGCGGCGGCGGCGCAGCUGAUCCCGCUGCCGUCAAGAACGUCGCUCGGCCACACCACGACGACGUCGGCGCUCAGCCUGCUUCUGCAGUCGCCCAAGUUCAAGGAGAUGAUCGAGCAGACGUCGGCGGCGGAGACCACCACCAGCAGCACGACCACCUCCUCCUCGUCCCCCUCGCCGCCGCGCCCGUCACUGCGUCAGGCGACGAAGGACGACGCCUCGCCGCAGUGCAGCUUCCCGGAGGACAUCCAGACCUACUUCGGCUGCGCCGCCGAGGACGGCGCCGCCGUCGCGGGCUACACCGACGUGGACGGCCUGUUCUUCGGCGACCUGGCCGCGUACGCGUCGCCGGCGUUCCACUUCGAGCUGGACUUGUGACGACGGCGGCGGCGGCGGCGGCGGCGGCGCAGUGUCAGCGUGUGCUUGGCCAGUAGCCCACUGGCCGGUGGGACCAACGGCCACGACGCAAUACAGUUACAUACCGUUAAUUAAUUUCUUUAAUUGGGUGAAUUUUUGUCCAUAGGAAAAUGACCAAAAGGAGAAGAAAGAAAAAUGAACAGAGGAACAGACAAAAACGCUGGCAUGCAUAUGCAUGCAAGAUAG
Oryza brachyantha (malo sina) is the source of this 1777-nucleotide messenger RNA. Its product is annotated as AP2-like ethylene-responsive transcription factor At1g79700. The record is from RefSeq and is a predicted model, not a curated record. NCBI's taxonomy places the organism in Eukaryota, Viridiplantae, Streptophyta, Magnoliopsida, Poales, Poaceae. Gene Ontology annotation, biological process: regulation of DNA-templated transcription. The transcript is spliced from 8 exons. Gene Ontology annotation, molecular function: DNA binding; DNA-binding transcription factor activity. Bases 407 to 1552 code for a protein of 381 amino acids.